Pocillopora meandrina is the source of this 1575-nucleotide messenger RNA. NCBI's taxonomy places the organism in Eukaryota, Metazoa, Cnidaria, Anthozoa, Scleractinia, Pocilloporidae. The record is from the annotation of a GenBank genome assembly.
AUGGAGCAGCAGUUGACUCGAUUACGAGAACAGCUGAAAGAGAAAGAGUCGGAAAAGCAGGAACAAGGUGACAGAUUACAGAGACAGUUGCGGGAGAUGGAGCAACGGUUGGUAGAGGAACACGAACGACUGCAAGGGAAGCAUGAUCAGCUUGUGAACUCUGAAGCAAAAGUGAAAAAGAUGACGGAACAGCUGACAAACGCUCAAGGACAGUUACAAGAGAAGCAUGAUCAGUUUAUGAACUCCGAAGCACAAGUGAAAAAGAUGGAGGAACAGCUGACAAAAGCUCAAGGACAGUUACAAGAGAAGCACGAUCAGUUAGUGAACUCCGAAGCACGAGUGAAAAAGAUGGAGGAACAGCUGACAAACGCUCAAGGACAGCUACAAGAGAAGCGUGAUCAGUUAGUGAACUCAGAGACACAAAUCCAGGAAGUAGAGGAACAAGUGACAAACUUACGAAGACAGUUACAUGAACAUUUAGUGAAUUCAGACGUACAAAUUAGAGAGGCGACACAGCAAUUGACCAAUAUCCAAGAGCAACUACAGGGAAAAGAUGAAGAAAUUGCUGGUUUAAAAAAUCAGGUGACUGAACUGGAAAUGACUCUCUCGACAGCUCAACAAUUAGCGUUAAAUGCACGUCAACGGCAGGAGUCACCUGACUGGGUCAUUUCACGCGAUCAAAUUUACGUGACAGAUAAAUGCCUUGGAAGGGGAGGCUGGGGAAAUGUUGUGGAAGGAAAGUAUUGUGGUUGUGCCGUAGCUGUGAAACAAAUCCAUGAGUUGAUUCUUUCCAAUCACAACCGCAGUUUGUUUGUGCGAGAAAUGAACAUUGCCUCAAGAUGUCGUUCAUUGGGGCAACAAAUGACGAAGGAAGUCCUUUGUUUGUUACAGAGCUCAUGGAAACAAGUUUACGAGCACUGUUAAAGCGACCGCUUUCUGCCUCUGAAUUGUUCGUUAUUUCCCUGGAUGUGGCUCGAGCAUUAAACUAUCUUCACCAGAAGCAACCAUUUCCCAUCAUUCACCGGGACAUCAGUAGUGCAAAUGUGUUGUUGUGGCGACAGGGUGACCAAUGGCGAGCCAAGGUGUCAGAUUAUGGCACAGCCAAUUUCAUGCGACAUACCAUGAUAGUUGCACCUGGAGCGCCAAUUUACAGUGCACCUGAAGCGGUCACUAAAAAUCAGACCGUUAAGGUAUAUUUGAUUUAAUGUUUGUUUUUUUUCUCUCAAUGACCCUUUGUCAGUGGUGUGUACCCUCAAAUUUUAUUCACUGAACGCGAUCAUUAUCAGAUCGUCAUCGACAUUAUAAUUAUUACCGACUUCAUUGCCGCUAUUUUGGUUAAUGUCAUUGAUUUUAAACUAAGUUGUUUUCGAUAUUCAGGUUGAUGUAUACAGUUUUGGUGUUCUUCUUUGUGAGAUGUCGAUCCAGGAAAUGCCAGAUCCUGAAAAGCGUGAACAGCAAGUUGCACUUGUAUCAAACCGCGUGAUUCGAGCUCUCAUCCGGGGAUGCUUGCAAACAGAGCCUGAGGAGAGACCUUGUAUGGAGGAAAUAAUCGAUGAACUUGAACAGCCAACGUGA